Messenger RNA from Athene cunicularia (burrowing owl), 4278 nucleotides. It is a transcript of the gene BCHE, whose product is annotated as butyrylcholinesterase. Bases 142 to 1950 code for a protein of 602 amino acids. The transcript is spliced from 4 exons. Gene Ontology annotation, biological process: choline metabolic process; acetylcholine catabolic process. Gene Ontology annotation, molecular function: acetylcholinesterase activity. Gene Ontology annotation, cellular component: plasma membrane. NCBI's taxonomy places the organism in Eukaryota, Metazoa, Chordata, Aves, Strigiformes, Strigidae. The record is from RefSeq and is a predicted model, not a curated record.
UGUCAGAAACAGUUGAUUAUAAUGUCAGUACUGUCCAAUUUACAGGCUUAAAGCAGCAGCUGCAUCCUGCAUUUUCCCUGAAGUAUUCAAAGAUCCUGACUCUUAAAAACUUUGUAGUUCUUGUAAUAGAAGUGGGAUAUCAUGAUUUGGACAAAUGGUACGAGUCUCUAUACCAGAUUUUUUAUGUGGCUUCUCCUGUAUAUGUUCAUCAGGAAGGUAAUGGCUGAAGAUAACAUCAUUACAACCACGAAAGGCAGAGUCAGAGGGAUGAACCUGCAGGUACUGGGGGGGACUGUGACAGCCUUCCUUGGAAUACCUUAUGGACAGCCACCCAUUGGUAGACUGAGAUUUCAAAAACCAGAACCUCGUGAGAAGUGGUCAGAUGUCUGGGAUGCCACAAAACACGCAAACUCUUGUUACCAGCUUCUAGACACAACUUACCCCGGAUUUCCUGGAUCAGAGAUGUGGAAUCCAAAAACUCACCUAAGUGAAGACUGCUUAUACCUUAAUGUAUGGAUUCCUUCUCCCAAACCCAAGAACGCAACGGUCAUGGUGUGGAUAUAUGGUGGUGGCUUUGAGACUGGGUCAUCUUCCCUACCGGUCUAUGAUGGCAAGUUUCUGGCCAGGGUAGAAAGAGUCAUUGUAGUUUCCAUGAACUACAGGACUGGUGCAUUAGGAUUUUUGGCUUUGCCAGGAAACCAGGAAGCUCCUGGAAAUGCAGGUUUGUUUGAUCAAAGACUGGCACUUCAGUGGGUCCAGGAGAACAUAGCAGCCUUCGGAGGCAAUCCGAAGAGUGUGACUAUAUUUGGAGAGAGCGCUGGCUCCGCCUCUGUCAGCUACCAUAUCCUUUCUCCUAAAAGCCAUCCUUUAUUCACAAGAGCCAUCAUGCAAAGUGGAGCUGCAAAUGCCCCUUGGGCUGCAGUAACAGCAUCUGAAGCCAGAAACAGAACGUUGGCUUUAGCUAAACAACUCCAGUGUCCCACCAGCAAUGAGACAGAGCUAAUUCUCUGCCUCCAAGACAAGGACCCAAAGGAUAUACUGGAGAAUGAAAUUUUUGCUGUAACAUAUGACUCUAUUUUACGAAUAUAUUUCUGUCCAACUGUGGAUGGUGAUUUUCUCUCAGACAUGCCAGAAACGUUGAUUGAGAAUGGCCUUUUCAAACAAACACAGAUCUUAGUCGGUGUUAAUAAAGAUGAAGGAUCAGCAUUUCUAGUAUAUGGAGUCCCUGGCUUCAGCAAGGAUAGUGAUAGCUUGAUCAAUAAAACACAGUUUGAAGCAGCUUUAUCUGUGUCCUUCCCAGAAGCAAGCCAACUUGCAAUAGAAUCAAUCAUUUUUCAGUACACAGAUUGGGAAAAUGAGCAAAAGCCAGAACAUUACCGUGAUGCCAUGGAUGAUGUUAUUGGUGACUACAAUAUCAUAUGUCCUGCGGUGGAAUUCACCAAAAAGUUUGCACAAUUAGGACACAACGCAUUCUUUUAUUUCUUUGAACACCGAUCCUCAAAGCUCCCUUGGCCAGAGUGGAUGGGAGUAAUGCAUGGUUAUGAGAUCGAGUUCGUGUUCGGAUUGCCCCUAGAGAGAAGAGUGAAUUACACCAAAGCUGAAGAAAUUUUAAGCCGGUCCAUGUUGAGAUACUGGGCAACUUUUGCGAAAACCGGAACUCCAAACGGGACCCUGACCAAUGGAACAAGAUGGCCAGUCUUCACUAGUGCUGAACAAAAAUAUUUGACAUUAAAUACCGACACUUCAGAGAUACUGACAAAGUUGCGUGCUCAGCAGUGUCGAUUCUGGAAUAUUUUUUUUCCCAAAGUCCUGGAAAUGACAGGAAAUAUUGAUGAAGCAGAACGAGAGUGGAAAGCAGGAUUCCAUCGCUGGAACAAUUACAUGUCAGACUGGAAAAAUCAAUUUAAUGAUUACACUAGCAAGAAGGAGAGAUGUGCAGGCUCUAAUUAAUAUGUUUACCCCGUCCAGUAUGUCCGUAUUACUGCUCAUCAGGCAAAUAUACAGGUAGCUUUCUGACACAUCUAGCAUUAAAUACAUUAUGUGGAUUAAAAAAAAAUGUUAUGGAUAUAAUUUUGAUUCCCCAGAUCUUUCAUUUAUAUUUUACCUCAUAUCUCAAUAAACAAUAGAAGGCAUCCGUACCCUUUGAAGCUUCCCUGUGUUAAAUAGGACUAUAGAGAUUAAAGUCUGAAGAUUAAUGAUGUACAUAUUAUUAUAAACACUAGCUGCUUAAAUUCACACUUCAAAGAAACAAUGUAAUCUGUUAUAGAAAAAUGGAUUUUUUAUUUUUUUUUAAAUAGAAAUAGCCAUGCAAAACACAAUCGGGUAUGAUGUUUAACUGCAAUGCCACCGCACUUAAACCUUGCUUCAGACAUAAUUUAAUUGACAUAAACAUAAAGAGAUAAUAACUUUGCUGGGCACACCAAAUGAUAUUUGCUUGUUAGACCCAAAAGUUUUAAGACUGCCAUUAAAGCCCAAAUCAUUGCGUCUUUAUGGCCAAAUCUGCAGAACAAAGCCAUAGUAGGAAGGUAUUCAAAUUGUGUACUGAAGGCCUAAAUCAUCGGCAAUCUGUGUGCAAGCACAACUGCAAAACAAGCCAGAAAAACUGGAGCCUAUGCUUCUGCUUUCCUUAUUUUUCAAGGAGUAAAGACCUACAGAUUCACAAACACAUCUUUCUCUGCUCAGGCACCCAAUGGUAAGGAGAAAAGCUCCAAUUAUAGUAUGUUUUGUCCGCUGAGUUGUGACCUAGUUGAGGGACAGCCCCAUGUUUACUGGAACAUGUCAGGCAAUUUUUAUAUCUGCAGAAGAUCAUUGCUCUGCAUGUCAGCAGGUUCAUCAGCAUUCAGCCAUGAACGCCCAGCUCAGCCAGCCAGCUCUCCGCAGGACAGUGGGACCUGGCCGCAAAGCCCUUGCUCCUCUUGGGGAAGGAUGUCACUGCGGAGGGACACUGUGACCUUGGUGGGAAGGAACCGGCUCUUUGACAUGGUCAAGUGAGCUCUAGUUACCAUGCAAGUAGGCAUCUCCUGGACCCCUUGCUACCUACUUGAGCCAAAUCUAUUAGAAGCAUCUAAAAAAAAAAAAAAAAUCCGAACAACCCUUGGAUCAUUCUUCUUCCUACUUCCCUGCUUCUGGAUGGGGUUGGAAGUUUUAUGCCUGAAUAACACCUUAAUUGGCUGCUUUUCAGCGGCCCAACUGGGAAGAAUAAAUGCCAAAAAAAUUGAUAAACAUAAGGAGUAUGUAAAAGCAACAACCCAUCUCAUAAAUAAAUUAUUCUGAAGCUUUCUGUUAAUGUAAUAGCAUUACAGUGCAUCUAUUUUCUGUUGUAGUGAUUGCGAGCUCUUGCAAAAUUCCUUCUUGAACUGAGCAGACUGAAGAGAUCUAGAUAAUGAACAGAGAGUCUUCUCUUUCUGGCCAUCAUUUUGACCACACAGGAUACCUACACUGCAAGGAUUUAUUUUUGCAGAAAGGCCAAGUUCUGCAAGAGAUGAUGGUUAUUUCUAAGAGAAUACAAUUAUUUCCUGACUAAAUUAUGGAAAGCCACCUUUUAGCACAGUAUUUCCAGAGAACACAAUCAAAGCUGCGCAAUCAAAAAACCCAGUUCUUUUUUGAGCAUGCUGAUUAAAACUUGAAGUUAUCUGGGAUUUAAAAGCCCUCUUCAUGCAGCACUUCAUGUUUAUACCACAGGUAAUUAGUUCAUUACAUACAUUAGCAUAGUUACCGCUAUUAAUAUCUGCAUGGAGAGCUGCGUCAAUCCACAGUGUAUUGGUUAUUUAUCGGGUAUUCCUCGUGCCAGUGAUGAGCUGCUAGAAAAACACAGAGGGAUGAACUUUCUGUCCAUCACUGAGCCCAUUCUGGCCCUCCCCGUUUUAUUCAUGUGCUGUGUCUCAGGGUGCUGAUCUACCACAGUGAGCUUUGACAGCAUCAGCAACACCCAGGCACGAUAAAAGCAGUAUUUGUCUCUUUUGCUAUCCUCUUCUUAACUAUAUUUCACUGUCUAAUCAGCCUAAUCAAUGGGGGGAAAAAAACCUUGAGCUAAUUAAAAUACAGAAAUAACCUUUGGGAAGGGCGAAUUGUAAAGCAGUUUGUAAAAUAUUUUGCUGGGAAGGUGUCCUUUGUCUGUACGUACCGUGAGCUAGGGUGGAUAACGGCUAUUUGAAGGCAAAUAUCCUUUCCACAGUAUGCAUACCAUGCCUGUGAUCUUCCUAAGAAGGAAUGAGGGUGAAGAGGAAAGAAAAGCAGAUUAAAAUAAAGGUUAAACAACUUUUUGAAGUGUGGUUUUAC